ACGCUCGGGAGCGGAAGGAGCGGAGCACACGAGUGUCACGGAGCUAGCAUAGCAUUAGCAUCGAAUGCCCGAGCGUGGAUGGAACUAGAAUCGCCGGAACAGGUUUUUUUUUUUUUGUGUGUGUGUGGCGUGGACCUAAUAUUUCCCCUCUCUUUAGCGCGUUUUUAUUUCUGAGUGCAGACCAGGUUUGACGUGACGUGACGUUCACGGACUUCGUUUGCGUGAGACUUGCACUGCGGCCAGGUGGGAGCGAACCUCCUUUUGGGAUCUCUUCGUCCUUCAUCGUAAAUCUGUGAACUUUAUUACUGUGGCUCUUGUGAAGGCCUUCCGUUUGGGCCCCAUCGAAGUCCAAUGUCCUCGACUCCUUCCGGGCAAAUGCGACCGCUGCGCCGUCUGUAGAAGGGGCGAGCGUCGGACGCCGACCGGCCGCGGUGACACCUCCGAUCGGGCGCCAUGUCCCUCGGCGCGUUCCACCUCAUGCAGACUCUCAAGAACUCUCCCGCCGCGCUGCGCCGCCGAUUCCGCCGCGACCGAACCGAGUCGCUGUCCCACGGCGACCCGCUCUUCAAGGUCCACUACCUGGGCACCGAGAAGAUCUUCUCCCUGGACCGGGAGCAGGCGCGGGACGCCAUCGGCCGGCUGAUGGCGGGCGUGGCCGGCGGCAAGAAGCUGAGCAAAGAGCACGCCUUGGUGGUGCGGCCCCGCUACGUGGAGGUCAAGGAGCUGAGCACGGGCCGGCAGCUCGCCAAGACCUACUUGCGGGACAUCGCGUACUGCGCCGCCGACGACGACCGCCCCAACGUCUUCCUGUACAUCUGCAAGCACCACGGGCAGCAGCUGCAGUGCCGCGUGUUCUGGUGCGACCGGGCCGAGCGGGCGCUGGACAUGACCGGCUGCCUGGCGCGCUCCUUCCAGCGCGCGCUGAGCGACUGGCAGCGGGACGGGAGUGCCGCGCCGUCGCCGAGCGCCGAGGAGUCCGCCGGCUCCCCUGCCGCCAAGAGCGCCACGCUUCCUGCCGGCCUGGGGAAAGUUCACUGGCGGAAGAGGGGGUCCGUGUCCCGAAGCCCCCUUCGAGCCAUCACCAGACGAGGGUCCGCCUCCGACAGCUGGAGCUGAGGGGCUUCCCGCACGGUACGGAUUGGUGGCAUUUUCGCAGCUUUAAUAUUCCGAACACUCGUGGACGCUGGGCGAUGCUGUCACGCCCCCCACCUGCAUAAUUUUCAGAUUUUGAAGAUUCCACAAGAUUUUUUUUCUCAUCCAUCCAUUUUUAAUGUUAUCUUUACAAAGACCACAGUCAAGUGCCUGCUUCAAGUUUUAUUUUUUAAAUCAAGUGUCCUUUUACAGUUUUUUUAAAGUGAAAUAUGUAUUUUCUGGUAUAUUAAAAUGUUUUUAUAUGCCUUUUUCUCCAA
Messenger RNA from Syngnathoides biaculeatus (alligator pipefish), 1409 nucleotides. RefSeq lists its product as uncharacterized. The coding region runs from base 454 to 1116 and encodes 220 amino acids. The record is from RefSeq and is a predicted model, not a curated record. The transcript has 3 exons. Lineage: Eukaryota; Metazoa; Chordata; Actinopteri; Syngnathiformes; Syngnathidae.